UCUUCACUCACAACCCAACAUCCUUUUAUAAAUCCUUCUAGUCCAGCAGCAGAACUUACAGGCAUCUAAGAAAAAUAUAGCAUUGAUGGGGAAUUGCCUAGUUCUUCAGGAGAAGAAGGUGAUCAAGAUCAUGAGAAUGGAUGGAAAGAUCCUUAGCUACCAAUCACCCUUGAUAGUUCAUCAAGUGCUAUCUGAAUUCCCCGGCCACGCCAUCUCCGAUACACUUCCUGCGAUCGACCAUCUCGAUCCUGCAACCGACAUGAGAUGCGGGCAGCUCUACUAUCUCAUCCCUUCCAAGACACCAAUCAAGGAGACUGGAGGAACUGGAACUGGAGUUGUUAGGAUCAAGCUGGUUAUCAGUAAGCAGGAGUUGAAGGACUUACUACUGAAGGGAGGGGUCACCUUCGACAGCAUGAUAUCUCUUGUUCAGAGAGGACCAAGCAAUAAUAAUAGCACAAGUGGUGAUGGUGAAGAGAAGUGCAUCGGGUGGAGGCCUGCUUUAGAGAGCAUACCAGAAGGGAAUGAUUGCUAGUUAGAACUACUGUGCUUUUGCUUUGCCUGCCAACUUACAUGUACACUGAUGAGCUCUGGGUAGGGGUUCUCCUCUUCUUUUCUUUACCUUGAUUGUCUAGAAAAGGCGAGGAUAAACCAUGAACCAUAUAGUUAAAUUAUCUCAACUCCAUCUCCUUCAGAGCUUUUGAAUGAAAAUCUUGUUAGUCACUGGAAAUUGUUUUUGAUGUAUGGUUACUGGAAAUUGUUACAUGAAGUUCUUCGUUUU
Messenger RNA from Elaeis guineensis (African oil palm), 778 nucleotides. RefSeq lists its product as uncharacterized. Lineage: Eukaryota; Viridiplantae; Streptophyta; Magnoliopsida; Arecales; Arecaceae. The record is from RefSeq and is a predicted model, not a curated record.